UGUGGGGGCGAAAUUCGUGAAUACAAGACAAUCCGGGGGCAUUCAUCUAAACCACCGAAAGGCGAGGCGGAGAAGCAGCUAAGAAGAGACGCGUACGAGGUUUUGGGAGUGAACAGAAAUUCAACUGAUCAAGAAAUCAAGAGCGCCUAUCGAAAAUUGGCUUUAAAGUACCAUCCUGACAAAAAUGCAAACGACGCUAAAGCCUCCGAUAUAUUCAAAGAGGUCACAUUCUCGUAUAACAUUUUGUCUGAUCCAGAUAAAAGGCGGCAGUAUGAUGCAGCCGGUUUUGAGGCCGUUGACUCAGAAAGCCAGGACCUGGAACUGGAUCUUUCAAGCCUAGGAACGGUCAAUACUGUGUUUGCCGCGAUUUUUAGUAAGCUCGGAGUUCCUAUUAAAACUACAGUAUCAGCCACUAUUUUGGAGGAAGCAUUGAAUGGCGUAGUAACAAUUCGUGAGCUCACACUCGGGCAGUCUUUGUGUAGGAAGGUCGAGAAGCAAUGUGCUCACUUCUAUUCUGUUACUAUAACAGAAACGGAAGCACAGGCAGGAUUUGUCUGUAGGGUUAAUUGCUCAGACAAGAGCAAAUUUAAGGUACCUAAAUUUUGUGAAAAUAUGGGAACGUAUGUGGGGAUGUUUCUGUUCUCGUUGGAUUAG
Molecule: messenger RNA, 654 nt
Organism: Erythranthe guttata (spotted monkey flower)
Lineage: Eukaryota; Viridiplantae; Streptophyta; Magnoliopsida; Lamiales; Phrymaceae
Source: RefSeq, a predicted model, not a curated record